Messenger RNA from Cydia amplana, 730 nucleotides. RefSeq names its product neuronal synaptobrevin-like. The record is from RefSeq and is a predicted model, not a curated record. The transcript is spliced from 7 exons. Gene Ontology annotation, biological process: vesicle fusion; vesicle-mediated transport. The coding region runs from base 200 to 649 and encodes 149 amino acids. NCBI's taxonomy places the organism in Eukaryota, Metazoa, Arthropoda, Insecta, Lepidoptera, Tortricidae. Gene Ontology annotation, molecular function: syntaxin binding; SNAP receptor activity. Gene Ontology annotation, cellular component: plasma membrane; SNARE complex.
UUUAAGAUAACUCGAAAUAAUGGAAAACUCGUGAAGCACUUGUGUGCGCGAGUUCACUGCGGCCGGCUUCAGUCGUGCUUUGCGGCAACAGCGCGCGCCUGAAAGCCUCCGUUGAAAGUUCCCCACCUCCCGCCUAUAAUUGCAUACAAAAAACAUCGGUUUCAGCUCCACGAAUAAAUUUUUAAAGAAGACUUAAAACAUGGCUGCUCCAGAAGGCCCCCCUGGCAUGCCGCCGACGGAGCCGCAGACGGGCCCCGACGGGGAGAUCAUCGGCGGCCCGCGGAACAUGCAGCAGGUGGCCGCGCAGCGUAGGCUUCAGCAGACGCAGGCGCAAGUUGACGAGGUGGUGGACAUUAUGAAAACCAACGUCGAAAAGGUCCUGGAAAGAGACUCGAAGUUAUCAGAGCUAGAUGACAGAGCUGAUGCACUCCAGUACGGUGCGUCGCAGUUUGAACAACAGGCCAAGAGCUUAAAGAACAAAUUCUGGCUUCAAAACCUAAAGAUGAUGAUAAUAAUGGGAGUGAUUGGAAUCGUCAUAAUAGGCCUGCUGUUUGUUCGAUACCGUGGCACCCCGACUAUGACUGGCGCCCCGGCGGGUAUAUCGGGCAUAGCCAGCAAUAUCACUAUGUCCGCUAACACUAUUCAUUGAAAAUACAUGUAAGUUACUUAUUCAUCGCACCGUUGGGUUCUACUUAAACCGUGAAGCUGUCUUCAAACACAUGCUACAUAU